This is a messenger RNA of Musca domestica (house fly), 2538 nucleotides long. RefSeq lists its product as uncharacterized. The transcript is spliced from 4 exons. The record is from RefSeq and is a predicted model, not a curated record. The coding region runs from base 288 to 1370 and encodes 360 amino acids. Lineage: Eukaryota; Metazoa; Arthropoda; Insecta; Diptera; Muscidae.
UUUGUUUCUAUUUGGCGGAUUUCUUGAAGUUUUCGUAUAAAAGUUAGUGCUAAGCGUUUGGAUGGUAUCAUUUAAUUGUUAACUGUGCAGCUAUAGACAACAUAGCAAUCUAGCACAGCUUUUCUUAAAUUUAAGAUACGUGUGCGUUCCUUACGUUAAGCGUGCGGCUCGGAUACAUAAACAUUACUGUGUAAUUCGAAAAAAACAAGGAUACUUUUUUUGUGGAUAUUUUGUGGCCAAGUUGCUUUGCUUCGCUCACCUAAGCUAAUCAAAUACCAACAAACACCAUGAAGUUAAUGCGAACAGCAUUUCUGCUCGCGGCCCUACUUCUGGUAGUCGUCCAACAGACACGUGCCGAAGAAGAAAAGCAACCAGCCGGAGCUGAGGAUAAGAAAAUCGAAUCAAAGGCCGAAGAUGAUAAGAAAUCCGCCGAUGGCACUGAUGAGACCACCAAAACUAAACGUGGCCUACAUCAUUUCGAGGAUUAUCAUCAUCAUUCGUAUCCCAUACAUGAGCACAAGACCUUAACUAUUGUCAAGAAGGUACCAUACCCGGUGCCGGUGGAGAAGCAUGUACAUGUCCCCGUUGAGAAACAUGUACCUGUGCCCGUUGAGGUGAAAGUGCCCAAACCCUAUCCGGUGGUCAAGCACGUACCCUACGAAGUCAAGGAAAUAGUUAAGGUGCCUCACGAGAUCCCAGCUCCAUAUCCCGUGGAAAAGAAAGUUCCUGUACCAGUACAUGUACCCUAUGAUCGUCCAGUCCCCGUUAAGGUAUACGUACCAGCACCAUACCCAGUAGAAAAGAAGGUGCAUGUUCCCGUCAAGGUGCAUGUGCCCGCUCCAUAUCCAGUUGAGAAGAAGGUGCACUAUCCUGUCAAGGUUCAUGUGCCCGUUGAGAAACCAUAUCCCGUUGAAAAGGUUGUCCAUUAUCCCGUUAAGGUGCCCGUCGAGAAGCCAGUCCCAUAUCCAGUUGAAAAACCUGUACCCUAUCAUGUUGAGAAACCCGUACCAGUGCCGGUGAUUAAGAAGGUUCCAGUUCCUGUACAUGUCCCCUAUGACAGACCUGUGCCAGUGCAUGUUGAAAAACCCGUACCCUAUGAGGUUAAGGUGCCCGUGCCCGCCCCCUAUCCCGUUGUCAAGGAAAUCCCAGUUAAGGUUGAGAAACAUGUACCCUAUCCCGUGCAUGUACCCUACGAAAAGCCCGUGCCCGUCCACUUGGAGAAACAUGUACCCGAAUACCAUGAGAAGCAUAUCUCCUACAAGGAACCCGAAUUCAUUCACAAGAAAAUCGAGGAGCAUCACCAUGAACCCAUCCAUCACAUCGAGAGCCACCAUGGACUCUCGCUGCAUGAGGAACAUGAGCAUCACUAAGAGAGCGAUCUGAGAGCCAAUCUCCCACCGGAACCAAAAAUGUGUAAAUAAUGAAAAAAUGGCAACGGAGAGAGAUACAGCUUCAGAGAGUAAUACCAGUGAUUUGUUACAUGUGAGAGUUAAGUGUGAAUUGAGAGGGAGAGAGAGAGAGAGAGAAAAAACAGAUAGACCGACUUUUGAAAACAAGAAAAAAAAACGUUAAAUGGCUUUAAUGAGUACUGAUUCUAAUGAUUCUGGAAAUGGUAAACAAUAACAACAACAACAACAAAAAACGUGAUAAUGGCCUCAAAAUAACGGACUUAGCAAUUUAUUUAAUCAACGAACGCCCCCAACCCCAACCCCCCAGAGAGAGAGUGUGUAGAAAAAACAAUCUGAGAGAGAGAGACACAAAGAGUUUUUUUAACUCUCUUUUUAUGGAUAACUCAGCAAUUUUCAAUUGAGAGAGAGAGAGAGUUAAGCUUGAAAUUCUUCCUCUCUUGAUCUAAACCAACUGCCCCAAACUCUGCCCAACUCAACUAGAUUUUAAGAGUAACCAACCAACACACAGAGAGAGAUUUUUUUAUAUAAAAUAAUAAUAAUAAUAUUUUUUUUUAUUUAGUUUCUAAGCCAUCUUUUUUGUGUAUAGAACAAUUUAAUAAGAUUUAUUAAUUUUUUUGAGAAUAAUUUUAAGGCAAUGUCAACAUGAGUAAUUUUAUAAGGUAAAAAAUAGGAAAAAAAACUAAUUUAUAUUUGGCUCUCUCUCGAUCUCACCAAAAAGAGAGGGAGGGAGAGAGUGAUCUCCUCAAUAUGUAGAAUAAACUCGAGAAGAGAAGUACCCCAUUUCCGUCCAGCCAACUUUUGCGUGGCUUUAGAAGAGUAAGACUUGAACAACAAAAAAAUGAGAUUAAGGGCCCCCUAGGACCCCCCCCCCGAUAAAGAGAUUUUAUUUAAAACACCCCCAAACAAUUUUUCUUAGACUAGUUUAGCUAAGCUUUUCAUUAGCGGAUUUUUUUUUAUUGAUAUUAUUGUGUUAUGUGUAUGUAAUUUUUUUGUGUAGUUAAAAUCCCAGAUUUUUAUUUUCAAUACCCCCUACCCCCCACAAAAUCAGCCAAACAAACCGUAUUGUAUUAUAUAUUGUUCAUAUUCAAAUUUCAAAUAUUUUACGUGUUUUGUUAAACAGUAUUUACAU